Messenger RNA from Manis pentadactyla (Chinese pangolin), 1251 nucleotides. RefSeq names its product cell growth regulator with EF-hand domain 1 (gene CGREF1). Gene Ontology annotation, molecular function: calcium ion binding. Lineage: Eukaryota; Metazoa; Chordata; Mammalia; Pholidota; Manidae. Bases 170 to 1048 code for a protein of 292 amino acids. The transcript has 6 exons. The record is from RefSeq and is a predicted model, not a curated record.
GCCGCCGGGAGGGCGACGUGGAGCGGCCACGUGGAGCGGCCCGGGGGAGGGCCGGGCGGCGGCGGCGGCCAGCCGGGGCGCGGGCGGCGCGCAGCCGGGAGCGACGACGGACAGACGGCGCCGGAGCCCGGCCGCUCGCCGCACCGCCGCAGUUGCAGUUACAGGGAGGAUGUUGCCUCUGGCCGUGAGAACGUUAGUGUUUCUGCUGUUGCCCCUGGGUCAGGCUGCUCCCAAGGAUGGGCCCACAAGGCUGGACCCUGACGUGCGGCAGCAGCCCCUGCGCAACCCCUUCCAGCCAGGCCAGGAGCAGCUUCGACUUCUGCAGAACUACCUAAAGGGACUAGAGAGGAUGGAAGAAGAGCCGGAGCACAUGAGCCGGGAGCAGGUUCUCCUCUACCUCUUUGCCCUCCAUGACUAUGAUCAGAGUGGACAGCUGGAUGGCUUGGAGCUCUUGUCCAUGUUGACAGCAGCUCUGGCCCCUGGAGCUGCUGACUUUCCCAUCAUCAACCCUGUGAUCCUGGUAGUGGACAAGGUGCUCGAGACCCAGGACCUGAAUGGGGAUGGGCUCAUGACCCCUGCAGAGCUCAUCAACUUCCCCGGAGAGGCCCCAAGGCCCACAGAGCCCCUGGAGCCACAAGAUACUGGCAAACAGCCCGUGUUACCUAGAAGCCCAUUGAGACAAGAAGCACAGGAAGCCCUGGUCCCCAGGGAAGAAGCAGGGGGACAGGUGGAGGCCAGAAGGGAGUCCUUGGAGCCUGCACAGGUGGCUGGGGGACAGGAAGAGGCUGGUGGAGAAGCCCCAGGCCCGGGAUGGGCGGCUGGGGGACAGACAGAACCUGGAGGAGAAGCUCUAGGCCUGGGGUGGGAGGCUGGAGGUCAGGCAGAGGCUGGAGAAGAAGCCCCAGGCCCUGGAGGGGAGGCUUGGGGACAGGCAGAGACCAGGGACAUUGGAGAGGAAGGAGAGUUUCCAGGGGAAGCCAUGGAGUCUCAGAACAUACCAGAUGAGUUUGAGGUUCAUGCUAUACAACUGGAGAACGAUGAGAUGUAAACCUGGAGGAUACAGGUUUGCACCCUAGAAGUCUCAGUGCCAGAACAUAAGCUUGGAGGGUGAGGUGUGUAUGGUGGGGCAAGGACCACCUCACUGUCCCCUCCCGGGCCCAAGAAAGUGACAGGUCUUUCUGUGCAGCUCAGGGAGACCCUAAGUGAAGGGGCAGCUUUAGGGCCUAGACAACUAAUAAAGAAUUGAAUGAA